UUUGGGCUAUUAACUUCUGGACGCCAGCAACCCUUUACUGACCAACGUGACAGGGCGAGGCUGAGACAUCCUCACAACCGGGGGUUUGGAGCUGCUGCUCUCGGCCCUUCCAGGAGCCAUCAGGGAUCGGUCCGUGAUCCCAGGCACUCCAGCUGAAACGUCACGACUCCCGAAAACAAAAUCUUGGAUGGUGCCCAGAGACGAGGGAAAACUAAGAAAAUGUUGCAGUUUGUAGAGAUGGUGUACCUUCUGGUUUAUUUAUGUACAAUAUGGACAAUGUUCACUUCUUUCAGGAUAUGUGAAGCCAUGCCAUUGCAGUCGCAAAAGAAUACAACAAAUAUUUUGCAAUCAAGACCUUGCUGGGAAUAUGAAGAAUACAGCAUUGUAAGAGAAUGUAGACCUUGCACUGAUUACGAAAAGACUGUGCAUCCUGAAUGUAGAUUUACUGGUUUUAUUGAAGAGGUAAAGUGUGCAGAAGACCAGAGGUAUAGAAGCUGUCGUUCAGUUGAAUUGGAGGAACUGAAGUUCUGGAAGUUUGAAGGAAUUGUUGUUUUGAUGGGUGUAAUCUUUGCCAUUAUUGUUACUUUCCGUCAAAGGACCUUAGACAGACGUGCAGAGCAAAAAGUGCGACGACAACUUGAAGAGAUGUAAUUUCACAACAGUUACUAACAUUUGUGUUUGCACCCAAAGUAGUUCAGAUUGCUUUUCAAAUUAAUGUUAUUUUGAAUUGGUGAUCUUUAGUGUUCUAUCCAUUUUUAUAUUCAAUAUCCACCUGUAAAUGUAGGAAAAAUAGAUUUUGAUGUACUUAAAUUUGUUUUCAAUGCAGUCAUAAAUAUUAGGGUGUAAUUAUCUUUUGUGGUUAGACAAUACAUUUCUAUAAUAUUUAUAUGAAGAGAUAAAUUGUAAUAUAAAAAUCUAUUUAUAUAGGCAGUAUAAAAUGAAAGAGAAUAGUCUAUUCAGUCUGUUCAGUUCCUUAUUUUGUUAGCUAUUAGGAAAUGUGAUUAAUAGUACUUUUUACAUAUAUCUAUAAAAGUCAGUGUUCUUGUACUGAUUCCAGUAUAAAGUUCUUGUGUUACUGUUAUUUUUUGUACUUUGAACUGAAUUUGCCUGUUUAUAUUCCACCUCACCUGCCACAAUUCUCCCUUUCCCCCAUCCCAAGAAGAAAAAGAAAUCUACAUCGAAAUAGUGUAACAAAAAGCAAGAUAAGUCAUUUCAAAGUUUGUUUACAGAGAAUAAUAUUCUGAAGAAAUAAAGUGCAAAACUCAUAAUUUCUUUAAAUAAGGUUACUCUGCAUUUAAAAAAAAAUCUUCCUUGAAUCUUCAGAUUAGUUGAGCUUGUUGAGAAUUUGAUCAGGUAGUCCACAAUGUAAAACAAUCCUUCUUCCCUCUUUAGGUUGCAAGUGAGGGACUAAAGAAAAAUUUUGCUUUUCAACGUUUUCAAUGAAAAAUGUACACAGUCUAGUUCUUUUUUUUAACGUUGUUCCACAGAUUGAAUACAGUUGUAUUCUUCUCAACGUAAAUGCUUUUGAGAAUGCAGUAACACUAAAAUAACAAUAAUAACUGAUUUUUUUGGCUUUUUUAAAGAUUGAGGUAUACAAGUAAUUUCUUACAUUUCUCCCUUUUUUGGUCUUAGAAUCUCCCUGAACAAACAUACCAGUCCCAUUACCCCAAUUUCCACAAUUUAUUUUCUGGCACCUGCCUAUCAAUUUCUGUUAUCCUACUGCCACUGAUCUAAACAAGGGGCAAAUUACAGUGGGCAAUUUAUCUAUCAGUACAACUUUGUGACGUGGAGGAAAGAGGAUGAAGCUGUGCAGUUACAGGUAACAUUCCAACCUUCUCAUGGACAGCAUUUGAGGUUGGCAUUGAACUUAAUACUCUAUAGCAGUGCAGCAUCAGCCCUACCUCAUAUAUACCCCACAUAGUGAUUACAAAUAAAACACAAUAUGCUGGAAAUACUUACCAGGUCAGGGUGCAUUUGUUAAUAUUUCAAGUUGAUCGUCUUUCAAAAACUACAAGAGUCAGCAAAAGCAAGUUUCAAGAUGCAGGAGAAUGGGGCGGGAAGAGGUGAGAACAAAAGAGAGAGGCUAUGAAGGCAGGAGAGAACGAAUUGGUGGUAGAGUAGCCAUGAAGGAAGGUGAUUUACUGGAAAAAAAAGGUUGUCUAGAGAGGGAGUAAAUACAGAAUAACAUUACGAAAUUGUUAAAUUCAGAAGGUUAUAAUAUACCUCAACCAUCAUUUAAUUUCAGUACAACAGUUCUGAAGUUGAGGACAAAAAUGAGGCAAAUGAAAUGACAGGUAACUACAAACUCAGGUCAUGUUUUCAGACUGAGUAGAUAUUUUUCACAAAGUGGUCAGUCUCUUUUUGAAAUAAAGGAAAGAACAUUGUGAGUAGUGAGUACAGUAUACAAAAAUGAAAGUACAAGUUACUGCCUCAUGGAAAGGGUAUUUGGAGUACUGAGUGACAGAGAGGGAGGUACAGCAAUGCCUGAGGUAGCAAGGUAAGAUACUGACAGAAAUAGAGUGAGUAAAUAUUGGUGGAGAUGGAAGAGUGAAUCACAGUGAAACAGUCCUUUAGAAGAUGCUUUUGGUGAAAGCAUGGUGCAGUUGCUAGAAAAUUGAAAGUAAUCAAUAAAUAAAAAGGAUUUUAGAGGAAAAGUGAGGAUAAUUCUCCUCCUGAAUUAGGGAAUGGGGAAAGAUUAACUGUAUAUUGAAGAUUUUGUUCAUUUGAUUUAAUUAUUGUAUAAUACAAGUCAAGCUGAUUUUAUGUGUCCAGAACCUUAUCUAAAAAGUGCAUUAUAAUUUACUUAUUGGAUACUUCAUGCAGUGACAAUGAAUGAAGAUUAAUAAUGUUGAGGAAAAGUGGCUAUUUCUCUUGGUCAGUAUUAUGGCCACAGAGUGCAUUACUGCCAGCAGUAUAACUGAAGUCUACUCUGCAAUACCACAGCUCCCAUCAGUGGCAUAGUAUAUGGAUAUUGAAACACAAGUCAAAAUAUAUCCAAUUAGCUAUAUAGUAAAGGGAUUCAUCUUUUGCUUCAUCCUCCUAUACUCUGCCUUCGUACCUUUGCAGUGAAAAAGGGAACUGGGAAUUCAGCUAUGGCCACAGAUUAUGCAUGAAAUGAAUAACAGACUUUAAAAAAAUUAUAUCUUGGACAAAAGAAUCAAUUUCAAUUCAUAACCAUAAACAAACCCAAAUGCGCCUCUAAAGGUCAACACGGUUACCUAUUAUUUACCUUUUUAAAAGCUGUUUUUUUUAUUCAAUUAAUUUUUUCAAAGUAAAUUACUUUCAAAGUAGAUAUGUCACCACAUACUACCUUGAAAUUCAUUUUCUUGCAGUAAAUACAAUGAAACACAAUAGAAUCAACACAGAUGGACAAACACUAAUAUGUGAAAGAGAAACUCUGCAAAUACAAAAAGACAAAAAAAAACCCAAACAAUAAAUAUCAAGAAUAUGAGUUGUGGAAUCUUUGAAAGUGAACCCAUAGUUGUGGAAUCACUUCAGUGUUGGGUUCAAUGAAGUUAUUACUUCUGGAUCAAGACCUUGAUGGAUGAGGGGAAAUAAUUGUUCCCAAGCCUGGUGGUGUGGAACCUGAGCUUCCUAUACCUCCUACCUGAUGGCCUGGACGGUGGAGCACCUUGAUGAUAGAACUGCUUUCCUGCGACAGCACUUAUAGGUGUGCUCAAUAGCAGAGAGGGCUUUGCCUGCAAUGGGCUAGGUUGUAGGCUUUUCCACUUGCGGGCAUUGGUGUUUCCAUAUGAGAAGGUGAUGCUGCCGGUCAGUAUACUCUCCACUGCACAUCUAUAGAAGUUUAUCAGAAUUUUAGAUGACAUGCCAAAUCUUUUCAAACUUCUUAGAAAGUAGAGGCACUGCUGUGCCUUCUUUGUAAUGGAAGUUACAUGCUGGAUCCAGGACAGAUCCUCUGAAAUUAUAACGCCACGGAAUUUAAAGGUGCUGACCAUCUCUACCUCUGAUCCCCUGAUGAGAACUGACUCAUGGACCUCCGGUUUCCUCCUCCUGUAGUCAAUAAUCAGUUCUUUGCUUUUACUGACACUGUGUGAGAGGUUGCCAUUGUGGCAUCAUUCACUCUCCCUUGUAUUCAUCACCACCUUUAAUUCAACCCACAACAGUUGUGCUCUCCCUUGUAUUCAUCACCACCUUUAAUUCAAUCCACAACAGUUGUGUUGUCAGCAAACUUAAAUAGAGCAUUGAAGCUGCACUUAGUCUCACAGUGAUAAGUAUAAAGUAAAUGAUUAUUUCAAUUAAAAUUUCUAAUUUUGAAUUUUAUAGCUCUGACAAUCCUAAUGGUGUGCUGGUUCUUCUGUAACUUUGUGCUAUGGAAUGAGAUUUACUUCCUUUCAGGAAUUUCCUGGGAAAUUAUGGCGAUGGCCACUCCGAAGACCCAGCAGCGGACGAGCAGCAGGAGCGCCGCGAGCACGCCGCUCAGCCCGACCCGCAUCACCCGGUUGCAGGAGAAGGAGGAACUGAGGAACCUCAAUGACCGGCUGGCCGUCUACAUUGAUAAGGUGCGCUCGCUGGAGACGGAGAACAGCGCUCUGCAGCUGCAGAUCUCCGAGAAGGAGGAGGUGACCACCCGGGAGUUGAGCGGCCUCAGGAGCCUGUACGAGAAUGAACUGGCAGACGCCCGUAAAUCCCUGGACGAGACGGCGAAGGAUCGGGCACAGUUGCAGAUCGAACUGGGAAAGCUCCGUGGUGACCACGAUAGUCUUUUGCAAACCUUUGCCAAGAAAGAAUCUGAUCUACAUGCAGCACAGGUUCAUGUCAAAGAUCUUGAAAGUGCACUUCAUACCAAGGAAGCUAGCCUGUCUACAGCACUGAGUGGAAAAGAGGCCCUUGAGGAAGAAGUUGAGGAUUUGCAAGCACGUCUUUCAAAGCUGGAGGUCUCUUUAGCUGCUGUGAGGAAACAGCUUGAAGAUGAAACACUCUUGCGAGUGGACCUUGAAAACCGUUGUCAGAGCCUCACAGAAGAACUUGAGUUCAGAAAAAAUGUAUACGAGGAGGAAAUCAAAGAAACUAAAAAGAGACACGAGACCCGUCUGGUUGAAGUGGAUACAGGUCGCUUGGUGGAAUAUGAGCAUAAACUGGCCCAAGCUCUACGAGAAUUAAGAGAACAACAUGAUCAACAGGUGAAAAUCUAUAAAGAAGAACUGGAGAAAAAUUUCCAGAAUAAGCUUGAAAACUCAAAGCUUGCUUUGGAGAUGAACACCAAGUCGGCCAAGGCAACUGAGGAGGAGCUAAAGGAAAAUUACAUGCGGAUAGAGAACCUCAGCACUCAGUUAUCAAAUUUGCAAAAAAAUGCAAAAAUGUGGCAAGAACGAGUCCAGGAGUUGGAAGAAUCUCUGGAAAAAGAAAAAGAUGGAAAUCGGAGGCUCUUGCUAGAAAAGGAGAAGGAAAUGGCUGAAAUCAGAGCACAGAUGCAACAACAGCUAAAUGAAUAUGAAGAUCUUUUGGAUGUCAAGUUAGCUUUGGAUAUGGAAAUUAAUGCAUACAGGAAACUGUUGGAGGGUGAAGAAGAAAGAUUGAAGUUGUCGCCUAGUCCAUCUUCACGCGUGACCGUUUCUCGUGCCACAUCAAGUCGCAGUGUCCGCACAGCUCGCGGAAAGAGAAAGCGUGUUGAUGUUGAAGAGUCUGAGGCCAGCAGUAGUGUUAGCAUUUGCCAUCAUGCUUCUGCCACUGGGAAUAUCGUCAUAGAGGAACUGGAUGUAGAUGGCAAAUUCAUACGCCUUAAGAACAAUUCUGAACAGGAUCAACAUAUGGGUGGCUGGGAGCUGAUCAGAAAGAUUUGUGAUACAACUGCCUCUUACAAGUUUACUACUAAGUAUGUGCUGAAGGCUGGACAGACUACUACUAUCUGGGCUGCUGAUGCUGGUGUAGCAUCUACUCCACCAAGCAAUCUGAUCUGGAAGAAUCAAAAAGCCUGGGGCACAGGGGCAGAUGUGAAAGUAACUCUCAGGAAUUCUCAGGGAGAGGAAGUGGCUGAGAGAACUACAGUCUUUACCACUACUCCACCAGAGGAAGAGGAGGUGGAGGAGGAGGAAGUUGAGAUUAAAGAUGAAGACCUUUUCCAUCAACAAGGAGAUCCAAGAGCAGCUAACAGAAGCUGUGCAGUAAUGUGAUCAGCAUCUUCCAAGACCACUUCUUCAAAAACUUAUUACUGCCUAUGUUAAACUUUUAAUAUUUAGAAAUUCAAAAUAUUUUUGUAUUUUGUAUUUUAGAUAUUUUCAUUUCCUUUUGUACACAUGACAUGGUUCAGGACUUUUUUUAUAUUAUUACUGAGCAUUUUUAGAACAUUGCAAGGACUAGAAUUUAACAAAACUUAAUGUGAAUGACUUUUUAAAACUACAGAAGAUGUUUAUCUGAACCUGAUUACAGAUGAAACCAAUGAAAAGUAAUUUGUGUGGUUUCAGACACCAGAGUCAUCUUGGGCAGCUUGCAAGUGUGCACUUGACUUUGAAUUCAAAUCUAUAGCAGGAAAUGGGUGAAAAGGCAUUUUUGGUGAAGACUUGUAAAUUUAUAAAUAGAACAGCACAUUAAUCUUGAUGUCUUUUUUAAAAUUGUUAAUGCUAAGUUGGCCAAAAUGUACCACAAAAAAAACUUUGAAAACUUGUUUGUAGUGUACCCUUUUAGUGGAGGGGAAUAUGGUAUGCAGACGUUUUAACUAGGUGGUGGCCUACUUGAGUUUCCAAGGCAAAUAUAAAUAAAACUUGUUAUUUUCUGGAGCUGAAUCUGGAUCUUUAAAUUUCAAGGCAGAGCAAAGUAGUUUUGAUUAAAAUUGGCACCAUUACCAGUUCCUUGAGUAUUUCUAAAUUUGAAUGUGAUCUUGAUGGCGUUUCAGCUUCCUUUAUGCACUUUUCUGCUUUUCAAGAUUUAUAAUAA
Mobula hypostoma (lesser devil ray) is the source of this 6891-nucleotide messenger RNA. It is a transcript of the gene lmnb1, whose product is annotated as lamin B1. NCBI's taxonomy places the organism in Eukaryota, Metazoa, Chordata, Chondrichthyes, Myliobatiformes, Myliobatidae. Gene Ontology annotation, cellular component: nuclear lamina; nuclear envelope. Gene Ontology annotation, molecular function: structural constituent of cytoskeleton. The transcript is spliced from 17 exons. The coding region runs from base 4299 to 6131 and encodes 610 amino acids. The record is from RefSeq and is a predicted model, not a curated record. Gene Ontology annotation, biological process: heterochromatin formation; nuclear migration; nuclear envelope organization.